Messenger RNA from Rubroshorea leprosula, 1008 nucleotides. The record is from the annotation of a GenBank genome assembly. NCBI's taxonomy places the organism in Eukaryota, Viridiplantae, Streptophyta, Magnoliopsida, Malvales, Dipterocarpaceae.
GCUAAACUGGUGGAGGGGUCGAGCAGACGCCAUAGAGAACAGAUUCAAGGUCGCCUCAACCCUUACAGAAGAAGGCAAGAAAAGGAGGCGACGCCUUAAACGGAAGUUGUAGCCGGGGAGUCAUCGGAGAACAACUUCGGUGAUCGUCCCUCUUUUCAGAUACUAACGACGGUACCUUGUUUUUCCAUCUUAUACUUGCUAACCGCAGCUUAUCUUAUUGAUUGUCAAAUUCAUGGCUUGGGAAACGUAUUGAUUGUCUGGAUCCUAAUUCAAUUUGGGGUUUUUGUAAAAUCUAAGCUACUUCUUGCUCUGAUUCAAUUUUUCGAUAUUUACAGCUUUUUUCUUUUUUUUUUUAAUUUUUUCUUGGUGGGUUUCAUAUUUUAACUUCAAGAUGUGUCCUUUUUAUUGUUUCUAUUGCCAAUUAACCUUCUGGGCUAGUUAGCAAUGGCAUUUGUUAUUCAUUGGAGCUGUUUACUUUAUUAUGCUGUAUAUGUUCUAGGUUUUUGUAUGAGAAACUAUCCUUGUUACUUGAUAAGUGUUAUUGAAUGGUCAGAUGGCACUGCAAGAAAGUUUAGAUAAAUUUAAGAAGCAGCAAGAGAGGUGCCAAUCAACCCUCACUAGCAUUGCUGCCAAAGCAGGAUCUUCUAAACCAACAUCCUCUCAGAGGCUGGCUCCAUCGUCUGCUCCAAAUGGAAGGCCCCCUACACCUGCUGUCAAAUUUUCAAAUGAUACAGAGAGACUCCAACACAUCAACAGUAUAAGAAAAGGUCCGGCAGGAGCCCAAAUCAAGCGUGUGAUUGACCUACUUUUAGAGACAAGGCAAGCCCUGACACCUGAGCAAAUAAAUGAAGCAUGUUAUGUUGAUCUGAAUGCCAAUAAAGCUGUCUUUGACAGCCUGAGAAAUAACCUGAAAGUGCACUAUGAUGGCAAGCGCUUCUCUUACAAGUCCAAGCAUGAUCUUAAGGACAAGAAUCAACUCCUUUACUUAAUACGAAAAUUUGCCGAGGG